Molecule: messenger RNA, 258 nt
Organism: Entrophospora candida
Lineage: Eukaryota; Fungi; Glomeromycota; Glomeromycetes; Entrophosporales; Entrophosporaceae
Source: the annotation of a GenBank genome assembly
AUGGGAGGUGCAAAUAACAAUUCUGUUAAAUAUAUUUUUCAUAGAUUGGUGGAAAAUCCCAAAAGAAUUUCACAUAAUAAUUGCGAGGACAAUGUUGAUGAUCAUAGUGGUGAGAAAAAUGAUUUGGUUGCUUUAGUUGAUGAUAUAGAAGAUACCACAAGUGAAGAGUCUGAAGAUAUCACUUUAGUAGAAUUUAACAGCUAUGAGAUUAAAAAUAAAAUCUCAAAUGUAAGUAAGCCUACUAUGAUAUUUUGUUAA